AUCUCGGCGACUCCCUUCAAGUUGGCAGCAUGGGGCUCAAGCUGGUUUCCAUUGGGUUGCUGGUGCUCAUCGCACUGGCCAGUCAAGUAAAUUCCCAGUCCUGGUAUAGUCAGAACCAGAAGCCCACAUAUGAAAAACCUGUCCAAGACGAGAUUAAUUUACAAACCAAGCAGUCGUUCACUGGCAAGAAGCUGACAUGGCACUAUACAGAUAUCGUCAUCGAUGAGCCUGCUGGUGUUGAGGUAGAACUGGUGGUUCCCAUCCCUGCCGACAGCAUUCGGAUUCAGUGUGAGGAACCGCAGGUGCUCGUGGAGGUAGACAUGGACUUUUUCAAAACCGGCCAGAUGAUCAAUCCUGCAGAUAUGUCACUCGGAGGCUGUGCAUCAACUGCAGAAGACCCCGCCACAAAAAGGCUGCUUUUCCAGGCUGAACUGCAGGCCUGUGGCAGUGUUCUGACUACAACCUCUGAGGAGCUUAUCUACUCUUUCACCAUUAUAUACACACCGAAGCCACUUGAAGGUACUAGCAUUUUUCGUACAAGUGGUGCCAUUGUUGGUGUUGAGUGCCACUAUCAGAGAUAUCACAAUGUGAGCAGCGAUGCCUUGUUCCCCACCUGGAUCCCAUAUUCUGCUACUAAGCAAGCAGAGGAGCUCCUUAUUUUCUCCCUGAGGCUCAUGAUGGCGGACCUAGCAACGUAUAGAGCUAGAGAUUCAACUCAAUUCAGCUUGGGUGAUAUUAUCUAUAUUCAAGCCGAUGUUCUUCAGUUCUACCAUGUACCCCUGCGUGUGUAUGUGGACAACUGUGUGGCUACUACAACUUCAGAUCCAAACUCUUCUCCCAACUAUGCCUUCAUUGACAACCAUGGGUGUUUCACUGACGCCAAGCUCACAGGUUCUAAGUCACGAUUUGCGCAGCGCUCUCAAGAUGACAAACUCCAGUUCAUGUUGGAAGCCUUCAGAUUCGAAGACAGCGCCCCGAUCUACAUUACAUGCAGACUUAAGGCCACAGCAGCCAUAACCCCAAGGGAUUCCAAACACAAGGCUUGUUCCUACAUUAACGGAGGAUGGUUUGCUGCAGGAGGACCUAAUGAUCUGUGCAGUUGCUGCGAAUCGAGCUGCGCUGGUGGUGGUGGAGGUGGUGGUGGUGGCGGUGGCGGUGGAGGUGGUGGUGGUGGUGGUCAGCAGAAAAAUCAGCAAGGUGAGCUUUGGGGUGAAGCAACCAUUGGACCCUACUAUGUAACGAAAAAAAGUACAUGAGAUGAGGCCAUGGAUUUCUUGCAAUAAAAUGCUAACUUGAGCAAUAAAAUGUUGAAAGCA
Clupea harengus (Atlantic herring) is the source of this 1316-nucleotide messenger RNA. Its product is annotated as zona pellucida sperm-binding protein 3-like. Lineage: Eukaryota; Metazoa; Chordata; Actinopteri; Clupeiformes; Clupeidae. The record is from RefSeq and is a predicted model, not a curated record. Gene Ontology annotation, molecular function: acrosin binding. The transcript is spliced from 8 exons. The coding region runs from base 30 to 1256 and encodes 408 amino acids. Gene Ontology annotation, cellular component: extracellular matrix. Gene Ontology annotation, biological process: egg coat formation; positive regulation of acrosome reaction; binding of sperm to zona pellucida.